AUGAAAGUAGGCAGAGCAACUGCUAUUAAGAAGGUUUCCUCCAGUUUUUUCUACAAAAAACCCUCUAUUUCAAUUGAAAUUCAGCAGAAUUACGCGUCUGUGAAGAAGAAGUCCCGAGAUCCUAAGAGGAGAGGGAAGUUAUCAAAGACUAAAAAUAUUUCAAAAAUUGAGGUCUUUGAUCGAUCCAAUAUGACUGGAAAUAAAUCUGUUAUGCAUAAUUCGGUUCAGCAGACGAGUUUUUCCAGUAAGAAUAGCUUUGGGAUUCGAACAGGAGGUUCAUUCUUUCCUCAUUCUAAGACAAGGAAUACUUCUCCGCAGGUGAAUAAAUGCAGUCCUCGCUCUAUGAUGAAUAUGAAAUCCAAGAAAAUUCUGUACAAGUCCUUUAUUAAGGAGUUUAAACUCGCUACUGAGAGGUUUGGAGCUUCUCUUUCUAAGCAAGACAUGAGAGACAUCCUUCAUGAAAUGCACUACCUUGAUUCUAAAUCUGAGCAGGCUGUGAAAGAAACAAGAUAUAUAGACUAUUUGUUCAGAAUCACGAAGGGACUCAAGGAAAAUUUUAAGGCAAUUCUUCUAUGAAUCGAGUCAUUCUAUCAGUUUCAUUAUAUGCAUAUACAGAAGGAAAAUAAACAGGAAUUUAGUGCGAUUAAAAGAACCCAGCGGUUGCCUUUCCAGAUACAGCAAAGCCCGCAAAGAACCAAUGAAAGCGUAGGUUAUAAGUACCAAAACUCAGCUAAAAUGUCUCCAACAUGUCGUUCUCCAAGAUCAGCUGUAAUUAAAUAUGAUAGCUCAAGUAAAAUCAUCGAAAUACCUGAAGAAUAUGAGGAUUUUAUUAAAAGGAAGUUUUCAACUUUAUGCAUGAACAGGAAUUCUAAGCGAAACCCUGGCUUUAAGGUAUCUGGUAAGAACUCACCUAUUUCUACAAGACAGGAGCUGAGAUCAGCUAAAAAUCUUAAUUUCUCCUCUUACUUGACUAUAAAAUCGUCUAAGAUAAGUACUAGCAAUUAUGAAGAUAAGGAAAAUAUUCCAAAGACUUCCAAGAAUUCUAUCAAGAGGAAUGUACUUAAGAGGAUCUCAAAGACCCUUUUGAGGCCAUCCUCUCAUGAAGGUCGAAGUAAACAGCUGAAUAAGGUUAGAUUAGUUAAGAAGUCGACACCUCAGGUCAAUGUGGUCAAGGUUUCCAGGAAUUUUUCCAAUAAAAAUAAAAAUAAAUGUGAGAGGAAGCUGUUUCAAGAGAAACAGCAGAUAAAACCACAGAUAAAAUCUCAAGGGAAACCUCAAUAUAAGCCUGAAAGAAAGCCUCUGAUCAACCAUGAACUCUCAAAGAAGUUAAAGAACCACUCUUUAUAUUCUGGAGAUCAAAAGUUCCGAAGAGUCGAGGUAGAUCUUGACUCAGAUUCUGAUAGCAAUGCACGGAGUAAUUUCCUCGACCAGUCGGUGGACAAAAUUGAGAAGAAACAACAGAAUUAUGUAGCAAAUUCAAUGAACAGUGAUGAGACUGUACUAAUUUCUGCUACUAAAAAUUUGAACCCUUCCAAGCAAGCUACUGGAAGUAUGGAUAUCUCUACUGCAUCAAAUGAGAUGUCACAUGCUGCUGAGAAACCUUUUAAUAAUAUGGAGUCGUUAAGUACUGUUCCAGCAAAUACGAGUCAUAAUACGUGAGAGGUUGAUACAGAAGCAAAUCCUCAACUUGAACCUCCUCAAGAGGAGAUGUUAAGGCUGAGGGAUAUCACCAACAGGACCUCUCAUGAUCCCGAGAGAGAACUCGAGACUGAUGAGGACUUACCUCUUCAAAAGUACGAUCCUUAUGUUGAGGAGUUGUUUUUAAUCGAAAAAUAUAAAGAUCAGAAACGAGAAAUAUUAUCAAAAGCUAAAGAAAAUAAAUCAAGCCAGCAUCUUGAGAAAAUAAUGGAAGCUGAGAAUUCUGAAUAUGAAUCAAGUACCUUCGAUGAUAGAAUGCAAAAUAGUAAUAUAGCGAACCCUAGUAUUAUAAGUACUCCUUGAAAAUAACUCGUGAAAGUAUGAUUACUUCACUACAGAGGAUCCUUGUUGCAAGCCUCAGCCGUUGCUUUACAUUGACGUGAAGAUUUCACAUGACAAGACAUCUCGACUUGUGUUAUAUAAGAACCAAACACCUGUUCAAGCUGCUACUGAAUUUAUCAGAGCACAUAACAUUCCUACUAAACUGCGAGCUUACUUGAUCUGUAAGGUGAAUGCCCACUAUGAACAGUAUAUCCAAAAGCGGAAUGACUAACUUCUUUCAACUUUGAUAAAA
This is a messenger RNA of Moneuplotes crassus, 2272 nucleotides long. The record is from the annotation of a GenBank genome assembly. NCBI's taxonomy places the organism in Eukaryota, Ciliophora, Spirotrichea, Euplotida, Euplotidae.